AUGCCCGUCGUGUCGCUGUCUCCCUGGCACUCGGCCGAGGGCUUGACCAUCGACAGCGUCCUCCGCCUCGCCAACUCGACUCUGCUCAACCCAGUCGUGUCGUGGCUCCUCCCCGUCCUCGCCAUCCUCCGGUCCUCGCACGCCCACUCGCUCUCGACCGCCCUCGACGCCGUCCGACUGGCCGACUUCCCCCACCUCGUCCGCACCGAUCGCGGCGUCCAGCUCGCCCUCGCCCUCUUCGCAGCCGGCAUUGCGCUCAGGGUCAACGACGCCCUCGGCAGAGCCGCUCGCAACAACUUCUCGCGCGACCAGAAGGGGUGGAACUGGGACGAUGAGGUCGUGGCCAUCACGGGCGGUGCCGGAGGACUCGGCAGCGAGGUCGCCCGCCGCCUGUCGGCCAAGGGCGUCAAGGUGGUCGUCCUGGACGUUGCUCCCCUCGCCGACAAUGCUCCGGCGGGUAUCUCGUACUACAAGGUCGAUCUCGCGAGCGCGCAGGACGUCCAGGAGGUGGCCCUCAAGGUGCAAAAGGAGGUCGGGCACCCGACGGUGCUCGUCAACAUGGCCGGCGUUGUGCGGGCGACAUCCAUCCUCGACAUGACGCAGCGCGACGUCGACCUGACCUACGACAUCAACGUCAAGGCGCACUACUACACGACGCAGGCGUUCGUCCCGCACAUGGUCGAGGAGGGUCACGGCCACGUCGUCACGAUCGCCUCGUCAACUGCCUACCACUCGGCCGCAACUGGCGUCGCCUACUGCUCGUCCAAGGCCGCCGCGCUCUCGUUCCACGAGGGCCUGACCGAAGAGCUGCGGCACCUGUACCAGCCGUCGAGUCGGGCGCGCGCCGUGCGGACGAGCGUCGUCGCGCCGGCCCACUUCAAGACGGGCAUGUUUGCUGGGUUCGAGAGCGCCAUCCCCGAGUGGCUCGCGCCGAGCCUGGAGGUCGCAACGGUGGCGGGCCUGGUCGAGCGCACGGUGCUCAGCGGCGAGUCUCAGCACCUCAUCGAGCCGUUCUACGCCAAGUGCACGCCUCUCGGCCGCGCCCUCCCGACCUGGCUCUACGGCGCCAUCCUCUUCUGCGCAAAGGACGCCAUGGGCGCCGUCAAGAUGUUCAAGGCUCGCGAGGCCAAACGCGACUGACGGUGGACGGGUCGAAGCAGAGCUACAGUCGCCCCAUAGACAGUCGCCGAUGCAUUGCAGAGUCUAUCGGCGAGC
Molecule: messenger RNA, 1215 nt
Organism: Rhodotorula graminis WP1
Lineage: Eukaryota; Fungi; Basidiomycota; Microbotryomycetes; Sporidiobolales; Sporidiobolaceae
Exons: 9
Coding region: 1-1140 (379 amino acids)
Molecular function (GO): oxidoreductase activity, acting on the CH-OH group of donors, NAD or NADP as acceptor
Source: RefSeq, a predicted model, not a curated record